AUGCGCUGUCCGCGGUUGUGGUUGAUUUUUACUUGGUUGCUUGGCUCUUGUCUUCAUUCUACCAAUCUUAUAUCGAUGGUCAAAUUUACGAAUGUUAACUGUAUAACGCUGGAUAAACCGUUUGCUGAUUUCGCAUAUUGUAAGCUUAAAGCUUUGUCUCGCGAUAAAGUCGCACUUUCGUUGCGCGUCAAACUCUUUGAAAUUCCAGUAAAUAAUGUCAGCUUAAAUGUAGAAUUUUUCAAGAAAUAUAACGGAUAUCGACCUUUCCUGUUCAACAAAACAUUGAAUUUUUGCGAAUUUCUCCGCAAUAAGAAGCGUAUCGGCCUUUUGGAAAUAAUUUUUAAAUUUUUGGAACCGCAUUCAAAUAUCAAUCACACCUGUCCAUAUAACAAUGAUAUUAUCGUCGAUCGACUUAUUUUAAAACCAAACUAUUUUGCUUUGUUGCCACUGCCAGCGGGGGAAUAUCGCAUAAAGAUAACCGUUGGUGCUUAUAACGAUUGGAAAGCAAUUGUCAAUGUAUUUAUGCAAACUUGGGAAUAA
Messenger RNA from Bactrocera tryoni, 540 nucleotides. RefSeq lists its product as uncharacterized. The transcript is spliced from 3 exons. The record is from RefSeq and is a predicted model, not a curated record. Bases 1 to 540 code for a protein of 179 amino acids. NCBI's taxonomy places the organism in Eukaryota, Metazoa, Arthropoda, Insecta, Diptera, Tephritidae.